CAAACUGUUAAAGCAAAUGUUUGUCCUGCUGGGGCUGCCUCUAUCUCCAAAUGCGCAGAAGAAAAGUAGAACAAACGCUGGGAGGUAAAAGGUGAACAAAGGCAUGGGCGGGGAACGACAACAACACGCAUAAAGCCGCAUGCGUGCUGCAGAGAACGAUGGCAGAGAUUUCAAAAACAAUCAGCGUCUCCGAAAGUCUGUGAAUCAAAUGGAAGACGAUCCCAGUGUAAUUUAUGGAAUAAUGGAAGGGAAAAGUUUAGUCCAACCGGUGCUGCAUGCUUCCCUUUUGCCUGCCAACCUCCCACUGACCCCGCUAUUAAUCUGCAGUACAAACCCUCUCUGAUCUCAGGGUCUCAGAUCCUCAAGUGAAUCAUUAUAUGGCUUCAACAGUGCUCCCUGUUGAAUGUCAAGUGUUUCCAGUUUGUGAGGUGACCUCUAUUUUCGGCCUCAUACUUCUGCAGCUUUGUGCGGAGGAGUGAGCUUCUUUCCUGGCAAUAUAUUGUGCAUUUUGAAGUAAAUUGAGCGCCUCCCUGCUUGCCUUGUGUAUAACACUCGAUUUCUUUCUCUUUUCAUGUCGCUAUUGCUCUUUUCUGCAAUCUGAUUUUUUUUCCCACUUUGUCUUCCCUCUCUUUUACCUCUUACUGCCAUAAAUCUUGCUCUCACUCCAGGAGUUAUAAAGACGGCUUUGCCAAAUAUGGACAGAGAAGUGAAGGAAGAGUACCAGGUGUUAAUCCAGGCCAAGGACAUGGGCGGGCAACUGGGAGGCCUGGCUGGGACCACCAUUGUCAACAUUACCCUCAGCGAUGUCAACGAUAACCCACCCAGGUUCUCUAAAAGUUUCUUUCACCUAAGAGUUCCUGAAUCCUCUGCAGUCGGGUCUGCUGUUGGCAGGAUAAAGGCCCAUGACUUGGACAUCGGGAGGAACGCUGAAGUGGAGUACAUCAUUGUACCCGGAGAUGGAGGUGCCAUGUUCGACAUAACCACCAAUGAGCACAACCAAGAGGGGAUCAUCAUUCUCAAAAGGCCGCUGGACUACGAAAGCAAGAAGGCGUACACCUUCAAGGUGGAAGCGACCAACGCUCAUUUGGAUCCGCGAUUUCAGAGCUUUGGGGCGUUUAAAGACACAGCAACGGUGAAGAUUAACGUCUUGGACGUGGAUGAGCCUCCGGUGUUCAAUAAGCCCUCCUAUGUGAUGGAUGUGUACGAGGACACGCCCGCGGGCACCAUCAUCGGGGCGGUGACGGCACAGGAUCUGGACGCCAGCGGCAGCCCAGUCAGGUAUUCCAUCGACUGGAAGAGCGACUUAGACAGCUACUUUGACAUCGAUCCGGUGGAAGGAACAAUUUCCACAAACGAGCUGCUUGACAGGGAGAACAUCGCCCAGCACAAUAUCUCUGUUGUGGCGACCAAACUCAACAGUCCGGUUCUGACCAGCCGUGUGGCCGUCACUGUGCACGUCCUGGACAUCAACGAGUUCCCCCCUGAACUGGCCAGCCCUUAUGAGACCUUUGUAUGUGAAAACUCCAAAGUGGGACAGGUGAUUCAAGUCUUCAGCGCGAAAGACCAAGACCUGCCAAGUGCUGGGCAACAGUUCUCUUUCAGAACGUCAAAAGAAGACAUCAAGAACAAGAACUUCACAAUCAGAGACUUUGGAAACAACACGGCUGGAGUUGUGACCAAGCGAAGCGGCUUCAGGCGACGGCUGCAGGAGAUCUACUUGCUGCCCGUCGUGAUCGAAGACAACGGCUACCCGCCGAAGAGCAGCACGGGGACGCUGACCAUUCGCGUGUGUGGCUGCGAAUUAGACGGCUCCCUCCUAACAUGCAGCGCUGAGGCCAUCUUUCUUCCUGUGGGGCUCAGCACAGGAGCUCUCAUCGCCAUCCUUCUGUGCAUCAUCAUCUUAUUAGUUAUCGUUGUACUCUACGUGGGCUUGAGACGGCAGAAGAAAAAGGAAACCCUCAUGUCAUCCAAAGAGGACAUCCGAGAUAACGUAAUCCACUACGACGACGAAGGAGGAGGGGAAGAGGACACCCACGCUUUUGACAUGGGGACCCUUCGAAACCCCAAGGUUGUCAAGGAGAACCUGUUCCGCAGGGACAUCAAGCCCGAGAUGCAACGAGGCCCCAGGCCGCCCGCAUCUCAGGACAGCUCAGACAUCCGAGACUUCAUCAACCAGCGGCUGAAGGAGCACGAUACGGACAACUCGGCUCCGCCCUACGACUCUUUGGCCACGUACGCCUACGAAGGGGACGGCUCUGUGGCCGAGUCUCUCAGCUCCAUUGAGUCCCUUGUAGUAGACUUUGAGGAGGACUACGACUACCUCAGUGACUGGGGGCCUCGCUUUAAGACUCUGGCGGGGAUCUUUGGGGAGCAGUCAGAAAUUCAUUCAGAUUCGACGAACACAGAGAACACACACUGAUGUUCCUCACAGACUCAGAAAAAGGGAAGAUGUGACAUUGUUCAGAUUUUUUUUUAAUGUUUUGCUAUUGCCUCAUAUUUUUUUCAUCAUCGUUUUCCUCCAAGGUUAUUUUUUUUUUUUUUACAGCUCACCGUUUCUAAUUUAUAUGGCAAUUUUACAGUUCUCAGUCCCAAAAUUGUAAAAAAAAAAAAA
This is a messenger RNA of Fundulus heteroclitus (mummichog), 2611 nucleotides long. RefSeq names its product cadherin-12. Gene Ontology annotation, biological process: calcium-dependent cell-cell adhesion; cell-cell junction assembly; homophilic cell-cell adhesion. Bases 695 to 2419 code for a protein of 574 amino acids. The transcript has 8 exons. Gene Ontology annotation, molecular function: calcium ion binding; cadherin binding. Gene Ontology annotation, cellular component: plasma membrane; catenin complex; adherens junction. The record is from RefSeq and is a predicted model, not a curated record. Lineage: Eukaryota; Metazoa; Chordata; Actinopteri; Cyprinodontiformes; Fundulidae.